AUGGAGAAUCACCCACCAAAUCAGAAUCGCCCCCAAGUCUCGACCCGCUGCGGCAAGCCAAGCGAAGCAAGCGCCGAUGGCGAGGACUUGAUGAUCCUCGCCCGCGUCAUCCGCGUCGUGCAAGCGGAGGCGCAGGCGCAGGUCGAGCACGCCGUGGUCGGGGAAGCGGAGGCGCAGGUUGAGCACGCCGCGGUCGGGGAAGCCGCGCAGGCGCUGGCGGAGCAAGCCGCGGUCGAGGAAGCCGAGGACGCUGCGCAGGCGCAGGUGGAGCACGCCGCGGAAGGGGAAGCCGAGGAAGCCGCGCAGGCCGAGCAAGCCGCGGUCGGGGAAGCCGAGAACGCCGCGCAGGCGGAGCAAGCCGAGGUCGCCGCCGCGCGGGCGGAGCUGGAGGAGGGCGUCGUGCGCGUGGACGAGGUGCCGGCGGCGGCGGCGAACAACAUGGGAGAACCCGGCAUCACCAUCUCGGUCGCGCCACCGCCGCGGGUCACCUUCGUCACCGCGCGCCUCAGUUCCCUCCCCGACGACCUGAAGACCGACAUGAAUAUCGAGAGCGUUGGCCUCGUCUGCGACGGCUACACCGGCACCCGCAGACAACGCACCUACAAAUUCAGGAUCGCCGAGCUCAUGGUUGACACGGGUCGCAAUCCCUCGCUAGAGCUCGUCAUCUUCAGAUCGGACCGCAGCUAUUGGUUCUCGAUACCAGCAUUGAAGUCCCCCUUGGUUGAUUGGGAUCGCUACCGGAGGUGGGUACCCCAUGGUGCAGUCGCCGUCCACAGCACGGUCAUGUGGUUCGACCUGUCGUGGGGGGUCCUCAGCUGCGACGUCGAACAAGAGGACUUUCAAGUCUACUUCUACCGUCUCCCACGUGAUCGUGGUCUCCGGAGGGGCGGGGCCACGGAGGACAUCCACAGCAAGCGCUGCAUCGCAGUGAGCGGGGGCUUGCUGCGCUACGUGGAGAUCAUCAUCCCCGACCCCAACCCAAACGGCGAAGCAGCGACGGUGUCCAUGUGGUCUCUCCGAAUGGGUGACAAAGAGGAAGGACUGCAAUGGAUUGCGAACUACAGCGUGAGCUUCCAGGAGAUCUGGAACAACUACAGCUACGUCGUGACCGGGCUGCGGCCGGAGAUCCCCGUGCUCGCGGGCGUGUGCCCGGCGAACCCAGAUGUGGUCUACUUCGACCUGCACCACCGGCUCUUCGGCGUGAACGUCCCCGAGCGCAGAGUGGUGGACUACGAGGUCAACCAGCACGAGCUCGUGAACGUGCCUGAGGCGCCGCUGCCGCAGACGGGCUCCAGCCGCUACCUCCUCACUUGGAAUCUGCUGCGCCCAGGCAGAGCAACAGCCAUCAUUGGGCAUGUGUCACCCGACCUGCCGGAAGAUGGUUUUCCCGACGACCCCAAAGACCAAGAGCCACAGGAUCCGAAGGGGAAGGGGAGAUCGAAGGCGACGGAUGGUCGGCGGAAAUCGACGUCGGCGAGCAGCAGCAGGCCGAGCAAAGCGCUCUGCAUCAAAUGA
Miscanthus lutarioriparius is the source of this 1515-nucleotide messenger RNA. Lineage: Eukaryota; Viridiplantae; Streptophyta; Magnoliopsida; Poales; Poaceae. The record is from the annotation of a GenBank genome assembly.